Patiria miniata (bat star) is the source of this 745-nucleotide messenger RNA. RefSeq lists its product as uncharacterized. The record is from RefSeq and is a predicted model, not a curated record. Lineage: Eukaryota; Metazoa; Echinodermata; Asteroidea; Valvatida; Asterinidae. The coding region runs from base 57 to 455 and encodes 132 amino acids. The transcript has 2 exons.
AUGUGGCAGCUAACCUAUGCAUUGUGGCCGGAGUGUUUGCUAUCCUGAUCAAAUUGAUGGCUGGUGAGGUGGUCGACAGAGGUUUGGUCAGUAACGUCACUGCUAUCUUCGCUACCCUAGCAGUGCAUGCUGUGAGCUUCCUGGUAGAUCCGUGGCUGAUGUCUUCUCUACCGCUGGCAGUAUCAACAUCAAGCCUGAUCGCUAGUGGUAGCUUAAUGUACGCGCUGGUGGAUCGCCAAGUGAGAGAUGUAUACGGAGCGGAGCGCAUGGCAAGCUGUUUUGGCUUGAUGAGCUUCCUGACUAGUCCUGCAAAGUUGCUGGGAGGAUUUAUGCCCGGUUGGAUAUACGACGCUACGGGAAGUUACGACAACGCUUUCAUCAUUCUCGGUUUGACUGGGUUGGCGGCUGCUGUUCCUUUGGCGAUUAAGAUUCACUACCAUAAAGUGACGAGAUAAUCGUAGCAAGAACUUCGCCAUGUAUGAUUUAAGUCCGAUAGUUUUAUUUUCCAGAGUAAGUUGUUCGGUGUUGUUUUAGUGUCAUCAAUAUAUUUUAAGGGGUGUAUUGAAUAUUUUUGCAAGUGGCAAGUUGCCCCCUCCCCAGACUGGAUAUGCGCCACUUAAAUGAAAAUAGUUUGACCCACAAUCCGACCAAACUCACUGGGCCCCCACCUCCCUGCUCCUGGCCAGUGAUGUCCCUCAUUGCGCGGUCUGCGGUCUGCGCUCAAGCGCGAGAUGACAACGUUGAC